Messenger RNA from Varroa destructor (honeybee mite), 2590 nucleotides. Its product is annotated as cytoplasmic dynein 2 light intermediate chain 1. NCBI's taxonomy places the organism in Eukaryota, Metazoa, Arthropoda, Arachnida, Mesostigmata, Varroidae. Gene Ontology annotation, biological process: intraciliary retrograde transport; intraciliary transport involved in cilium assembly. Gene Ontology annotation, molecular function: dynein heavy chain binding. The record is from RefSeq and is a predicted model, not a curated record. Gene Ontology annotation, cellular component: axoneme; cytoplasmic dynein complex; ciliary basal body.
UAGUUGCAAAAGUAAACUUUCAGAUUACUUGUGCUAAGUAAGUGACUAUAAGUUAAAUUGUCAUCUCAUACUCGCACGUACCCGGGACGCAUCAAGGAACUAUAGAGUUUGGGGUGCAAAGGGUCGUGUUUCGGUGUGCGGUCUGCAUGUCGGAGUAUCGACCCUAAGCUGAACAUCAUGGUCAAACCCGUUCAUGGCCGUGCAAAGCCAGUAUACCACGCUACGAUUCUGAAAAGGUAAUUGAGGCGGAUCAGACUUUUCUGAUAAAGAGAUGCACAGAAACCAUACUUGCCUGAAAAAUUCCGAAAAAAGGUGUAUGACCCUAAACCUUCAGCUGAACAACGGUUCCUUAUUGUACUGUUCAAGUGCGCUAAUUUCGUCAGCAUCGUCGUUUAUUAAAAGGAAAUCGUUAUAAAAAUAUAGUACAACACACGAUGGCAGCAACUGGAGUACAGAUCGGUAGCUUGUGGGAUCAUGCAGUCAAUAUUUAUCGACAAAAGCAGAAGGAGAAGGAGAAACAGUGCAUUGAAAGUACUAUGUUUUUUGUCGGUAGUCGUCAGGCUGGAAAGACAUCGAUUAUCUACAAGUUCCUCGAACGAACAGAUCAUCCUAAACCGUCCGUGGCACUCGAAUACUUCUUUGGAAGGCGAUCGUUGUUUGGUUCGAGUUCCGAUGUGUGCCACAUCUUCGAGCUUGCGGGUGGCGCUUCCUUCAAAAAGAUGGUGGCAAUACCUAUAACGCCGCAAAAUCUGAUGUCACUAGUUGUCAUACUCGUGCUCGACCUUUCGGUUCCUGACGAGCUUUUCAUAACAAUGGAUACUCUUCUGACGGCGAUCAGAGAACGAAUCAAGGAUGUGAUCGGUCAGAGUGAACAGACGAUACCAGGACUUGCGACAUCCGUCGAUUCCGCAGCCCGUGCACGAAUAGGCGAAAACCAUCAAGACAGAUAUAUAAUGGAUAUCUUUCCCGUUCCGUUGCUAAUACUUGGCACAAAGUACGAUAUGUUUCGAGAUUUUGAACCUGAACAUAAGAAGAUCGUCUGUCGCUGCCUGCGGUUUCUUGCCCAUGCUCAUGGCGCGUCACUACAGUUUGUCAGUCAACAAACCCCAGAUGUGCUUUCUUCACGAGUGCAGGCCGUUCUGAAAAAAAGGGAAAUUGCGAGAGAAAAGCCCAACGUCGAUUACAAUACAGCCCUAAACAUUGCAAUCGCAGAGGAUUCGUUCGAACACAUAGGAAUAUUCGAUGUCACCAAUCGGGCGUCCCUUGAGAUAGCCAAAAAAGCGUGUCGAGAACUCAUGAGGAAGACCUUCGGUGAGAAAGAUAUCGAUAUCCACCCAGAAGAUUCUGGCCGGGAUGCUAACUUUAAAGAGUAUGACAUCGACAUUGUGCUCGCGCAGAAACUUAGGGAACUCGAGCUUGAGGAUAGCUCGCAGAAUCUACUGAAUAUGGAUAUAACUGACCUUUAAAUCAGACAAACAUGCAAUUACCGGCAACAAACAGAGUUCAAUAACACUAUAAUAAUCAAGGUUACUUAAAUGAGAACAGAACAAUUUUGACAUUAGGUUUAUACCAUUAUAGUGUUCGCGCUGAAAUGAUCCAUAUAAUUAUUUGGUGACUUUUUUUGCAAAGCUAAUGACCGAAAUGACGAAAAUGUAUGUUUGUAGCGGCACUUUUAGGUUCAAGAAAAAUGGCAUAAACCCUUAUUCGAGUUUAACGAGGUCGACGAAAGUGUGUUAAAGCAAACGCUAAUUGCAAUGGCCUCUAAAUAGACACUUUUGCGCGGAUCGCCUACAAGCGCCGCUGUACGACUUGGACUGAUUUCAUGGCAUUUCCUGCGUGUGAACAUUCGGUGUACAGUUGUGUUCGGAAUAAGAAGCGAUCCAAGGAAUUCCUAUGGGAAAAUAUAGUUUUAGCGUAGAAUAUAGCAAUGAGAAGCAGGCUGAACUGCAUAGAUGGCACGAGCUGAUUUGCAAUGGGUAUUUCCUAUACAAAGAGGAACAUUGUCAGAGAUAGCGGUAUUGAAAACCGGGGCGGCAGUACUACUGUGUGUUGAUUCUCAAGAUUCACGACUACACGACUUUCCUUUUUGUCUGUUCAAAGAACGCGAAAGCUAGCAGUAUUUAUAAGGGUUGUAUGUUUUCCACGGAUCUACCUAUUAAACAGAUCUUAGCAAACGUAAAUUCUAAUCGGCUAAAUCCCUAGUUUGUGACUCGCAAAGCUAGAAAAAUGGGUCUAAAGGAUGUCGAUAUAAUACAAAGAACUAUUUGAUUGCUGAAAAGACAACGAUAGGAAGAAUUUACGGGUAUAUUUGCUGAUCCAACAUUAUUAUAGUGCGCCUCAUUAUUUUGUUUCAUAAGCUUAAGUUACGUUAUACUAUAUGCUACUAGAAGUAGGUAAACGAAUAAGUUUAAGGCGCAAUUUGUGAACAAUCAGUAGCUUGUAAAAACGUGAGCUUGAAAACUAAGAUAGAGUAACACCUAUGAUAGUGGAACUUAUGACUUAUAAGCGUAGAAAUCUAUAUCUUGAAUAGGACAUUGAGCGCCCUGGAGUUCUACAUGUUGUCGCAUUGUGUUUAGUAACCCAGAUAAAA